Messenger RNA from Lycium ferocissimum, 999 nucleotides. Its product is annotated as hypersensitive-induced response protein 1-like. The transcript has 5 exons. Bases 1 to 858 code for a protein of 285 amino acids. The record is from RefSeq and is a predicted model, not a curated record. NCBI's taxonomy places the organism in Eukaryota, Viridiplantae, Streptophyta, Magnoliopsida, Solanales, Solanaceae.
AUGGGGAAUCUGUUUUGCUGUGUACAAGUUGACCAAUCAACAGUGGGUAUCAGAGAGAGAUUUGGCAAGUUUGAUGAUGUGCUUGAGCCUGGAUGUCAUUUCUUGCCAUGGUGUAUUGGCAGCCAGAUUGCUGGUUACCUUACUUUAAGGCUGCAGCAGCUUGAUGUAAGAUGCGAGACCAAGUCAAAGGAUAAUGUAUUUGUAACUGUUGUUGCUUCAAUUCAAUAUCGUGCUCUGGCUGAUAAAGCUACUGAUGCUUUUUACAAGCUUAGUAAUACUCGGUCCCAGAUCCAAGCCUAUGUCUUUGAUGUUAUCAGAGCGAGUGUUCCAAAGCUAAAUCUGGAUGAUGUCUUUGAGCAGAAGAAUCAGAUUGCUAAAACAGUGGAGGAGGAACUUGAAAAGGCAAUGUCUGCUUACGGAUAUGAGAUUGUUCAGACACUAAUAGUUGAUAUAGAGCCAGAUGAACAAGUCAAGCGAGCUAUGAAUGAAAUCAAUGCAGCUGCAAGGUUGAGAGUAGCCGCCAAUGAGAAAGCAGAAGCUGAAAAGAUUAUCCAGAUUAAACGAGCUGAAGGUGAUGCUGAGGCUAAGUACCUGGCAGGACUAGGGGUUGCUAGACAACGCCAGGCCAUUGUGGAUGGUUUAAGGGACAGUGUUCUUGGCUUCUCAGUUAAUGUACCAGGAACUACAGCCAAGGACGUCCUCGAUAUGGUCCUCAUCACUCAGUAUUUUGACACCAUGAAGGAUGUUGGUGCCAGCUCCAAAUCCUCAGCAGUCUUUAUCCCACAUGGACCUGGUGCUGUUAGUGACAUUGCAGGGCAGAUUCGACAAGGGUUACUGCAGGGUUCAGCUGUCCAGUAACCAAAUCUUUUAUAAAUGUGUUUUCACCAUGUCUCGUGUGGUUCCAGUUUGUAAGUAAUGUUUCUUUGUGAUUUGAUUAUGAUGGCCGCAAUUGUUCUCUACAUACGUGUGUUGCUAAUGUAAUUACAUGCAGUUUUCUAA